AUGGACUCAGAACUCAGAAUCGUCGAAAUUCCUCCAGAGCAUCAAGCUUCCUCUACAAUUAAAGGUCACACUGACUCAGUUGACUUUGUAAGAAUCAACGAAAACGCUUCAUCUCCUCAAAUCAUCUCUGCAUCCCACGAUGGUACUGUAAAAAUUUGGGAUUUAUCAAGAAAAAAUGAGCUGUCCUCCAUUCUAGCUCACCAAGAAGGAGUAUUUUGCUGUGACGUAUCCCCAAAUGGAAGGCAAAUCGCAUCAUGCUCUCCAGAUCAAACAGUUGCCUUAUGGGAUAUCAGCAACCGUAAUAACAUCGCAAGAGCUACAAAUCAUACCCACAAAGUUUAUUUUGUGCUUUUUAUAUCUGAUUCCCAGCUUCUUUCUUGUGGAAGAGACAGAAAUAUUUUCCUCUGGGACUUAAGAAACAUGAGAGCACCUUCAAAAAACUUCGCAACUCCUCAAAGCGGGACUUUUAGAAGUGUGGCUUUGUCUCCUGAUAACUCAAUUUUACUUGCGACAACGGCUGAAUCUGGGAUUGAGGCUUAUGAAUUUCCAUCAGGGAGACCAAUUGCUAAUCAGACUAUUAAUUAUGAUAUGAGGGUAUUUCCACAAGAAAAAGAAUUCCUUGUGCCUCCUGCUAUUAUUUAUAAUGCAAGAUUUUUCAGAAAUCAAAGAAAUAUGCUAUUACAGUUAACUAAUUUCAUUUAUAUAUAAAAUUAUAGUUUAAACCAUAAUAAAUAUUGGGUUGUAUCCCUUUUUAUCCUCUCACCAAGACCAUGCAGUUCGAAAAUUUGAAUUAAAUAAUGGAAACCUCACCCAAAUUUCAUAUCACAGAAACCAUUGGGACUAUGUAAGGCAUGUCGAGAUCUCUAGCAACGAAAGAUUCUAUGUCAGCACUGCUCAAGAUGGCUCAGUAAGAGUAUGGGAUGCUGCUAGCAAUACUCCUCAAUUAAGCUUAAUUGGUCAUACUCAAAUAGUCUCCUCUGCAGCAAUAGCCAGAGAUAACAGGACAAUUGUUACAAGCUCAUAUGAUCAGACAUUAAAAAUAUUCACUAUCUAA
Molecule: messenger RNA, 1054 nt
Organism: Blepharisma stoltei
Lineage: Eukaryota; Ciliophora; Heterotrichea; Heterotrichida; Blepharismidae
Source: the annotation of a GenBank genome assembly